CUUUUCUGACAUAAAUGCGUGUUUGCAGAUUGUGUAGACCUCCAGAGAAGGGUCAGGAAGGUGUCCGGUCAGAACAGACCUGCUCGUCGUCAUGACCUCGGCGUGGUUGAACUUCAUGCUGUUGCUGCUGCUGUCGUCGGCAGUGAGAGCGGACGUGACAGGCGAGAUAGAGAUAGAGACGGAGACGCAGACGGAGAGACAGUUGGAGACGGCCGUCGCUGAGGCUCUGGUUGCUGAGGAGCGCAACAACGACACCAUCUUGUCGCCCGCCGAGGAGCUGCUGCAGGCGGCGAUGGCUGCAGGUGGGACCUACUUAAGACCAACACGACCACAACGUAGACAUGACUUUAGCCCAAUAUGCAACAAAUACAGUACAAUUGAACAAUAUAAAUAUCUUUUACAGCUGUAUGUGUGUUGUGUUACAUUGUUAAAGUACUGCCACAUUACUGUGAGUGCCAGCUGUGAGUGUACUCGGGCUACACCAUGUAAAUCUAUCACUGCUGUUUACUUGCAGAGACAGUAUAACCCCCAAGGUGAGGCCAGCAUCCAGAGUAACAGAAAGGUGCCAGUGCCAGACAAAAUCCUGAAGCCGCUACCCUUCGUACCAGGUCCUACCAUGGUCAAAUUUCCCCCUCAUCACCAACCACACCAGCAGGUACCCUCUGCCCCAUCACGUCAGUCAACACGUCCUCUCCCAGACUUUAGUAACACGGUUGGACCUGAUUUUGGACCAGUUACUUUUAAUGAAUUUGGUGGUAAUUUGGGAUUUGGCAACAACAAGAAUGACUUUGGGGAUUUGGGCUCUCCAAAUCAAGGAGCUAGAGCGCCACCCUCUGGUCACCGGCCACCAUCACAUCAUCGGCCCUCUCCGCCUCGACAUAUUCCCCGCCCUUCUCCAACCAGGUUCCAACCUCGGCCUGAGCCAGUCAGGCCAAGACCACCACCACCUCGUCCACCCAGGCCAGCUCACAGCCGGCCUGGAGCCUUUAGCAGUGUUGGAUUUGGUUCCUUUGGUAGUGGGGGAAGCUGUGUCAAAUACACAGAUGACAUCUGUCUUGACACUGAAGAAUAUCCACAUGAGGCAAUUCUGUCAUCAUUGGUACGUGACCCAUCCCGUGCUGAUACCAUGAUGGCUGAGGUAAGGUCACAGAGUGCUGACGACUUGGUGGAUGGAGUGACAUCAGCCCAGGAGACAAAGUAUGACUAUCAGCAUUAUUUCGGUAACAGGCGGGCAGACACAAUCAACCAUGCUCAUCGGGACUUUGCUCAAGAUGGUGGAUUCUUGUGCCCAGCUGAAGUGAAAUAUGCCAGACCGAAGCGAGCCAGGAACUCUAAGGGAGCAUGGAAGUACAUUGUAAACAUGGACAAGUAUUCCCAGACCAUCCGCAUGGAGAAGUGCAUGAAGCCUGGUGGAGCGUGCAGCUAUGUGUCGCAUCACUACCGUGCCACUUGCAACCAGGUCUACAACUACCAUCGACUACUCUCCUGGGAUGAUGGACGGGGCCUCCACAUGGAUAUCUUUAAGGUACCAAGCUGCUGUUCAUGCCACAUCCAGGGGUAUGCCUAUGUCUUCCCACCACUCAACAAACACCAGAAUGCAGCUGGGUCAGAGCAUGUCAUCCAGACAGUACCCGCACCUUCACGUGAUAUGAGCAAUGAGGACCCAGAUAGUGGCACACCUCCUCCAGCACAAGGCCCAGAUAAUCCCCGGAACAGUGAAGGUGGGCCAUCAGUGCGGAGGAGAAGACCUGGUCAGCGCUCCGAAGGAUCCAGGCAACCGGGACCUUGGCCUGCCAGAGAUGAAUCGAGCCAUGGCCUACGCAACAGAAUGCAGGAAGUGGAGGAGCAAUCUCAGGAGGUUAGCCAUCCCCCCAGCAGCAGGAUGAGGCCACAUCCUCGUGACUCGGCUAAGGCCAAAGAUAACAGUGACAAAGUCAACUAUGGCUACCACCCCAUCAUAGACUUCUUCAGUCCAUACAGGCUCCAGAGUAAGAGAGAAUAAAACAGAUUUUCCAUCAAGAAUGUGUUUUCUAGAGGCUGUGAGAGCAGCCUGGGCAAUGGAUCCUAGUUUGGUCCAGGCAUUUAUCUGGGUUUUAUUAGUGGAGCUUUUACUUUAAUGUGACUGUUAGACGUUGACAUAAUUUAUUUUAUUUAAAAUUUUAACUGAGCAGACUUCUUAAAGCACAUGUUGCAUCCUAUGAUCCAAUUGAUAGCUUGGACAAAAGUUUAGGUAAUGAGUAGAAUUUCAAGUAACAUGGACAAGCAGUAAAAUAAGGGACUGCACAGUAGUAGCUUAAUAAGCCUUAUGUUUUAAUGAACAUGCAUAAUGACCCAAAUUUUUCAAAACAAUAAAUUUGAUAAUAAAUCAUGUACAAGAUUACCUACAUUUUGUUUGUGUAUUUUACUCGUGCUGUGCAUACACACACGCACACAUCGGUUGUAUGGGGUCCAUAUCUCAAGAAGCACAUCAAUAAACUGGAAAAUAAGAAAAGGUUCAAAAACAUGCAAUAAAUGGCUUCCGGAACUGGAAAAAACAAGAGCUGUGAGUAGCGGCUAAAGUUAAAUAUACCAAAGCUAGAAGAAAGGUGAUGAUUACCAAAUACAAAACAGUAACAGGAAUCUUACAAAAUUAACAAAGAAGAAUUCUUGGAACGUUCAUCUUCCAAGAACAAGAGGUCAUACAUAGACUCAAGCUAAGGCAACAAAGCUUAAAAAAAAAAAAGUGGAUGUUCUAUUUUGCAAACAAUGUUAGGUGGCUGGAAUAAGCGAGGUGGUGGAUGCCAAAACUGUCAGUAGUUUGAGUCGUACAGCAGAGAACCAAGAAGAGAGGACACCACCAGUGUAAUUCAUCAUGUAACUACACUUGGGUAAUUACACAUGCACAUACAAUCCCCCCCCCCCCCCCCAACACCAUAA
Messenger RNA from Procambarus clarkii (red swamp crayfish), 2916 nucleotides. Lineage: Eukaryota; Metazoa; Arthropoda; Malacostraca; Decapoda; Cambaridae. The record is from RefSeq and is a predicted model, not a curated record.